This is a messenger RNA of Vombatus ursinus (common wombat), 4975 nucleotides long. It is a transcript of the gene LCT, whose product is annotated as lactase. Gene Ontology annotation, biological process: carbohydrate metabolic process. The record is from RefSeq and is a predicted model, not a curated record. Gene Ontology annotation, molecular function: beta-glucosidase activity. Lineage: Eukaryota; Metazoa; Chordata; Mammalia; Diprotodontia; Vombatidae.
AUGGAGCUGGCUUGGAAUAUACUAUUUGUUCUUCUGUUCGGUUUUCCCUGCUGGGCAAUGGACUGGGAAUUUACCCGGAAUUUCAUUGCAGCUGCUGGCCCUCUUCCCAGCGAUGUGAUUCAGGAUGUGAAUCAUCCAUUAAGUGAGCAGGGGUCUAACCUUGUCGCACCUGACCUGGACUCUCCCAUCUGCAGUCAGCCAUUGAUUGCCACCUUGCCUGAAUACUUUGGCAGCCUUUAUGCCAGUGGGGUGACCCACUGUAAAGUCCUUCUUCCUUGGGCACAACUUCUCCCAACAGGAAGCUCCUGGGAGCCAGACCAGAGCGCAGUACAAUGCUACAGAAGACGUCUUGAGGUGCUCAGGGCCUCUCAGCUUCAGCCAUUGGUGGUCCUGCACCAUCAAACAUCACCCAAACAAGCCCUAGCCUCCCCAUCGGGGGCCUGGAAAAGUGACCUCUUUGUUGGCCUCUUUGCAGACUAUGCUUUGUUUGCCUUCCACUCCUUUGGGGACCUGGUUGAGAUCUGGUUCACUUUUAGUGACUUGGCAGCAGUGAUGGAGGAUCUUCCCCGCCAGGAGUCAAGGUCUUCUCGUUUUCAGGCCAUUGCCGAUGCCCACAGAAAAGCCUAUAAUGUCUACCAUGAAAAUUUCGCUUCUCAAGGUGGGGAACCGUCCAUUGUGGUAGGAGCUGACGAUACCUCUGAGUACUUAUUGGGCUCCUAGUGGUGUCAUCUUAUCAAGGACUCUACUGAUUUCCUCUCUCUUGAUCUGCUAUGUGAUUGCCAGAACGAGGCAAGUCCACCCCAAGAGAUGAGUAAACUGCAGAAUUUUGAUUUUAUGAAGCUCUUUUUAGGCACAAAGAAAUCUCCUGACAGGCCGUCUGCAUGUGUGAUUGAACAAACUUCUGAUCUUACAGCCAUAAAUAAAGACCAAGUAUUGACCAUUGGGUUUGAUAUCAAUGAAUUCCUACAGUGUUUUUCCAACGACAAGAAAAGCAGGUAUUGUUCCCUACCUGACAAUCUGGCUGGCCAAACCCAGGAAAGGAACCCAGUGGCACCCCUCUCUGUGACACCUGCCUCAGCCUACUGGCAAGUUUGGCAGAUGUUUGCUAACCAGUCUGUGGCAGACAGAGACUCAUUCCUGAAUGAUGUUUUCCCUAGAGGUUUUCUUUGGGGUGCUGCCACAGGAGCCUUUAACGUGGAGGGAGCGUGGGCAGAAGGUGAAAGAGGAGAAAGCAUCUGGGACAGGUUCGGACAUCAGGGCCAUGCCGAGAAUAAAGCAGUCCCUGAUGUGGCCAGUGACAGUUACCACAAGGUUGAGUAUGACGUCGCUCUCCUCCGUGGCCUCCAGCCUCAGGUCUACAAGUUUUCCAUCUCGUGGUCUAGGAUCUUCCCCAUAGGCUACAAGAGCAGCAUCAACCCCCGGGGUGUAGCCUACUAUAACAAGUUGGUUGACAGUUUGCUGGCCUCCUGCAUUGAGCCAAUGGUGACCUUGUUCCACUGGGACCUAUAGCAGGCCCUGCAGGAUCAUGGAGGCUGGCAGAAUGAGAGUGUGGUGGAUGCUUUUGUGGACUAUGCUGCUUUUUGCUUUGCCACCUUUGGGGACCGGGUGAAGCUAUGGGUGACCUUUCAUGAACCUUGGGUGAUAAGCUACGCAGGCUAUGGCACUGGACAGCAUGCCCCGGGCAUCUCUGACCCUCAUUUAAUCGCCUCAUUUAAUUAUGCUGUGGCUCGCUCCAUCCUCAAGGCUCAUGCCAAGGGUUGGCAUCAUUAUGAUCGCCACCAUCAUGGGCAGCAGCAGGGGCAGCUAGGGAUCGUGCUGAACUCCGACUGGGCUAGCCAUUCUCCAGAGGAGGCCGAGGAUGUGAGGGCCGCUGAGCGCUACCUGCACUCCAUGCUGGGCUGGUUUGCCCACCCGCUCUUUAUGGAUGGUGACUACCCUGACACCCUGAAGGAACAAAUCCGGCAGAAAAACAGACAGUGUGGCAGCUUCGUCGCCCAGAUUCUUAGUUUAACUGAGGAAGAGAAGCUUCUCUGGAAAGGUUCCUCUGACUUUCUCGGCCUGUCACAUUAUACCGCCCGCCUGAUUAGGGAUGCCCAGAAUGGCUCCUGUGUCUUGGACUAUGACAACCUCUGGGGCUUCUCCCAGCACAUGGACCCCACCUGGCUCCGGACAUCAUCCCCUUGGCUUCGGGUGGUGCCUUGGGGUCUCAGGAGACUCUUACAGUUUGUGUCCUUGGAAUAUACCAAAGGGAAUGUUCCAAUCUACCUGGCUGCCAAUGGCCUGCCACUGGAAGAAGGCAGGGUCCUUGAUGAUUCCGCAAGAAGUAACUAUUUCAAUCUCUAUAUCAAUGAGGUGCUCAAAGCUAUCAAGUUGAACUCUGUGGAUGUUCGGUCCUACAUUGUUCGUUCCCUCAUUGAUGGCUUUGAAGGCCUAUCAGGUUACAACCAAAGAUCUGGGCUACACUACGUGAAUUUCAAAGAUGGCAGCAGACCUAGAACCCCCAGGAAAUCUGCCUAUUUUUUCUCUAGACUCAUUGAAAAGAAUGGCUUCCUGACUAAAGAGACAGACAGAUCUUCUCGGCCAUUCCUUUAUAGUCCUCCCCCCAAAGUUUCAGUUACUCUGGGACCCUCAGAGGUUCCUUCCAAGGCUAAGAUAGUUUGGGAAAAAUUCUCCAAUGAACCCAAAUUUGAAAGAGAUCUCUUCUACCAGGGAACAUUCCUGGAUGAUUUUAUAUGGGGUGUGUCCUCUUCUACCUAUCAGAUUGAAGGAGGCUGGGAUGCAGAUAGGAAGGGCUCCAGAAUUUGGGAUAACUUCACUCACACACCAGGGAAUAAUGUGAAAAACAAUGACAAUGGAGAUGUAGCUUGUGAUAGCUACAAUAAAUGGGAGGAGGAUCUUAAUAUCCUGAGAGCUUUGAGAGUCAAGGCUUACCACUUCUCUAUCUCCUGGUCUCGAAUUUUCCCAAAGGGGACAAUUGAUUCUGUCAACACAAAUGGAGUUAACUACUACAACCAACUUAUUGAUGGCUUGGUGAAAAGCAAUAUCAUUCCCAUGGUGACAUUGUACCACUGGGACCUACCCCAAGCCUUGCAGGAAAUUGGUGGUUGGGAAAACCCUUCCUUAAUUGAGCUCUUUGAUAACUAUGCAGACUUUUGUUUCCGUGCUUUUGGUGAUCGGGUCCAAUUCUGGAUGACAUUUAAUGAACCUGUAUACCAGGCAUGACUUGGGUAUGGUGAAGGGGUAUUUCCCCCAAAUGUGAAGGAUCCUGGCUAUACACCUUAUAGAAUAGCCCAUACCCUUAUCAAAGCUCAUGCCUGAGUUUACCAUACAUAUGAUGAGAAGUAUAGGCAGAGUCAGAAAGUAGUCAUUUCCCUGAGCCUCAGCACACUCUGGAUGGAACCCAAGUUACCUAACUUGUUAAGAGAUGUUGAGGCAGCUGAUAGGGCUCUGCAGUUUAACUUGGGCUGGUUUGCCCAUCCCAUCUUCAAAAACGGAGACUACCCAGAUGUUAUGAAGUGGAAAGUAGGAAACAGGAGUGAGCUACAAAAUCUGGUCACUUCUCACCUCCCCAGCUUCACAGAGGAAGAAAAGAUGUAUAUUAGAAACACAGCAGAUGUCUUCUGCCUCAACACCUACUCUUCCAGAAUUGUGGCACACAUAACCUCCCAGCUCAACCCUCCUUCUUAUGAAAGUGAUCAGGAGAGAACAGAGGAAGAGGAUACUUCUAUGCCUGCCUCUGCACUCAACACAGUAGUGGCCUGGGGGAUGAGAAGGGUUUUGAAUUGGAUCAGAGAAGAAUAUGGUGACAUUCCCAUUUAUGUCACUGAAAAUGGAGUGGGAUUUGAGACAUCUGAGACUGAAGACACAAAUAGGAUAUUUUUUUACAAAACUCACAUCAACGAAGCUUUGAAAGCCUACAGUCUGGAUGGCGUUAACCUCCGAGGGUAUGUGGCUUGGUCCCUGAUGGAUAAUUUUGAGUGGUUGAAUGGCUACAGUGUCAAGUUUGGACUCUUCCAGGUAGAUUUUAAUGAUACCAACAGAGCCUGGACUGCAAGAGCUUCAGCUAGGUACCACACAGAAGUUAUCAGCGACAAUGGCAUGCCGAUGGAAAAGGAGAAUGAGUUUCUGUGUGGAGAGUUUCCUAAGGGCUUUGUCUGGGGUACAGCCUCAGCUGCCUGUCGGGUAAGAAGGAAGCAGGACAGGAAGGGAGUGGCUUCCAUAGCAGAUAGCAGUUGGCCAGAUUCAUGCUCUUUCUGAUUGAAGAUUACUCCUUUUGGCUUUAGAAGAAUCUUGAACUGGUUAAAGGAAGAGUACAACAACCCUACAAUUUAUAUUACAGAGAAUGGGGUUUCUGAGCGACAAACCUCAAGCCUCAAUGACACCGUAAGAAUCUAUUACCUCCAGACUUAUAUAAUUCAGGCCCUAAAAGCUAUCCAGGAUAACGUGGAUAUACGUGGCUAUACUCUUUAGAGUUUGAUGGACAAUUUCGAAUGGGCCACUGGCUUUUCAGAGAGAUUUGGCAUGUAUUUCACAAACUACAGUGACCCCUCCAUCCCAAGGAUCCCCAAGGAAUCUGCCAAGUUUUAUGCUUCUAUAAUCAGAUGCAAUGGCUUCCCAGACCCAGCCAAUGGGCCACACCCCUGCCUCCAGUCAGAAGAUGUUGUUCCCACCGCUGAAUCUGUGACAGACAAGCAAGUUUGGUUCUUGGGGCUGACGCUAGAUGCCACCAAUGCAGAAACAGCCUUAUACAUACUCUUCUCUCUCUUGAUUAUUCGUGUCUGUGGACUGGCAUUGAUAUUAUAUAAAUAUUUCAAAGUGUCUAAAAAACAUCCAGCAAGUAAAUUUUAAUCUGCUGUAUGCCCUACAAGUUAGAGAAGCUAACUUGUAACUGCUGAGUUUUUGCAUAAUACUGCUUUAUUCAACUCCCUGCUUUUAUAUUGAACUGCCUGUACAAUUUUGAGAAAACAGAACACAA